This is a messenger RNA of Nyctereutes procyonoides (raccoon dog), 1191 nucleotides long. RefSeq names its product calcium binding protein, spermatid associated 1 (gene CABS1). The record is from RefSeq and is a predicted model, not a curated record. Bases 1 to 1191 code for a protein of 396 amino acids. Lineage: Eukaryota; Metazoa; Chordata; Mammalia; Carnivora; Canidae. The transcript has a single exon. Gene Ontology annotation, cellular component: motile cilium; mitochondrial inner membrane. Gene Ontology annotation, biological process: spermatogenesis. Gene Ontology annotation, molecular function: calcium ion binding.
AUGGCUGAAGAUGGUUUGCCGAAAAUUUAUUCUCAUCCUCCAACAGAAAGCGGUAAAACAACAACUGAAGCAACCAUUUUCUUUGGGGCUGACAACACCAUUCCGAAAUCAGAAAAAAACAUUACUUCGGAAGGAGACCACAUUACUCCAGUAAAUGACUAUACCCUGGAAAGUGAUUUCUCAACAACAGACACCAAGCUUACAUCUCCAAAAGAAAAACUAAAAUCAGAAGAUAAUGUUGGCUCUCGUAUUAUUAAAUCAUCAACCCAUGUGGAAAAAGAAAUUGCUACUCUGACAGGCACGGUAAACUCAAUAGCUAAUGACUCUAUUACUGAAAAUUUAAUUCCAGUGAAAAUUGGUAAUAUCUCAUCACCGGGUGCAACUGUUUCUUUAAUAGAUUUUUCCACUAACAUGGCAAAAGAAGAUAUUCUCUUGGAUACCACUGACCCAGGGAAUGAAGAUGUCUCAAUAACUUCUGAAGUCUCUGGCACAUUAAAGGAAGGCACCACCAGCAUUGCAGACACCCCUAAUCUUCCAGCUAAGAAGGAUAAGCCUGAUGAUAACAAUUAUAGUAACUCAGUAAAAUCCAAUGUCACUGCUAAUGAGGCCAUCCAGAUCACCAACUCGUCUAUUCCUGAGGCUGAAAUCUCUACUGCUACUGAAAAAAAUUUCACUAUUCCAGACAUAAGUGCCCUUACAGAAGAGAAAAUAACUGAAAUUGACUUAAAUCUUCCAGAGAAUGACCCCAAUCCUGUGCCUGAACUAACUGACUCUGAUGAGGAAAAGUUCAUCACUGUGUUUGAACUCACUACCACUGUAGAAAGAGACAAAGAUAACCCUGACGAUAUUCUGCUAACCGAUGAAGAGUCUAUGGAUGAAGUCAAUGUUUGGAUGGAGAAAGAUAUCACAAAUGAAGCAGAGAACCAUCCCAUUUUGCUCACUGCUGUGGAAUCCAGAUAUGACUUUGUAAUCCCUACAUCAGUAGCUAUGAACCUCACGGAGGAUUCAUCUACCCUGACAAAUGAAGAUCUGUCUGAGAAUAAUGCAACAGAAUUUGUAACUAAGGGCAGCGCGCCACUUUCAGAAACUACCCCUGACCUAGAUACCCUAAGUCAUGAGGAAGAUGCCUUUACAACUGAAAUGGGUGUCUUUAAGUUACUGAAAGAAGAACCAGAUGAGUUCCUGAUUUAA